Ostreococcus lucimarinus CCE9901 is the source of this 6300-nucleotide messenger RNA. RefSeq lists its product with no specific name. Lineage: Eukaryota; Viridiplantae; Chlorophyta; Mamiellophyceae; Mamiellales; Bathycoccaceae. Gene Ontology annotation, molecular function: SNARE binding. The transcript has a single exon. Bases 1 to 6300 code for a protein of 2099 amino acids. Gene Ontology annotation, biological process: retrograde vesicle-mediated transport, Golgi to endoplasmic reticulum. Gene Ontology annotation, cellular component: Dsl1/NZR complex; endoplasmic reticulum membrane. The record is from RefSeq and is a predicted model, not a curated record.
AUGGACGAGGACGAAGACGAGGACGCGACGACGCGCUGGAGCGAAGACGGCGCGGCGUUCGCGCGCGCGUUGAGCGAGACGAGGUCAUCCACAUCCACGUCGACGGCCACGGCAAGCGUGAUGACGAGAAUCGGCGAAGUGGUAUGGCGAUCUACGUUUGACGGCGCAGUACCGCUGGCGGGGAUGGGAUUGGCGCUCGCGAAGAAGAAGAAGACGUACGAUUUGUUGCGAGUCAAUCUCAAGGGCACGCCCACGGUGUACCGCGAGCGCGUGCGGCUGGACGACGAUUUGGGUGAUGAAUUGGACGACCAAGUGGUGGACUCGGUGACGCUGGGUAAAAAGUUACGUCACGCGGACGGCGCCGAGUGGGUGGAGCGUGAACGCGAGCUCGUGGUUCUCGGCCGCGGUAAGACAUCAGUGGGGACGGUGAUCACGAUGUGGACGUACGAUGAUGCCGAUGACUUCCCAAAUUUCAGGUGCAUGCGAGUGAUAGAUUGUGGCGGGGACGUCGCACCUCGGCGAAGCAUGUUUCGUACUCCGCGCCGCUUGCGCGUGGCGCUGCGUUCGGAGGAUGGUGCUUUCAGCGUCGCCGUGUGGUCGUCUAUCGGAUCGUUGAGCGUUUUCUGCGUCUCUAAAGACGGCGAAGAAUUGGUAAAGCGUAUCAAUACUCGAGAUGACGUGUGCGCCGCAGCAUGGUGGUCUUUUGACGCGCUUGCAGUGGCGACUCGAGCGGGAAAUCUCACCGUAAAGACGGUUCCCGAAGACGAGAACGUUUUGGGAGACAAACCUGAAACAUUUGAUUCGAUCGAAGAUUUAGUGUCCGUGCCGAAUGUUGUGGCUGAAAAUGAGCGUGGUCGUUUGUUGCUACUCGAACGUCCUCUUGAAGGUGGAUGGCGACUCAUCUCAAUCAACGAACGAACGCCGCUCGAAAUGUUGCAUUCGCACAUGGAUGUCGAGGAGUGGGGCGUCGCCCUAACCUUGGCUCGCCAACACGGGCUCGACACGGACGAGAUUUACAAGACUCGUUGGAAGCGUUCGCGCAUUACGAUAGAAGGCUUGACCGACUGGUUAUCACGCGUAUCAGAUCGCGCGUGGGUGGGCGUUCACUGCCUCAUCGCAUGCGCCGAUUCGUACGAGAUUCAGCGGCACGUGUUGGUGUACGGAUUGAAGGAAUCGGAUGCGCAAGCGAGACGAACGUCUAAAAAUGGCGGGUUGGAUCCAGAGUGGAACUGGUGGAUUAAGCUUCGAUUGGCCUUGCUCGGUGCGCUCGAUCGCGCCGAUACAGUGCACGAGAUCACCGGCGGGGGAUUUUCCUCUCAAGUCUACUCAAAACUUUUGCGAUCGACGAUUGCUCAAGCGGCGUUGACUGCGGCAUAUGCGAGCGAUGUGAAAUCUUUAGAGAUCAUCUUCAAGCGACACGCAUGCGGGGUUCGUGACGUGAUUUUCGACAGUCUUUCUGCAUUGCCCGAAACGUCUCAGGUAGCGACGUAUGAUAAGCUUUUGCCCUGGUCUGAAGAAUACGUCAUCAGCAGCGGAGCUGCGCAACUUUCGGGACGUCGCACGAGAGAUUGGUCAGAGUCAGAAGCGUAUCUGAAGGAAAUCAAUCAAUGCGAGGCGGGAGAUUACGAUUUAGCCCGUGCGGCCGAUGUUUCGCCGUCGGUUAGUGAAAUAUUUGAUAGCCUCGCUACGAGGGAGUGGUUAAAGUCGGCUACGGAGGAGCUGUGUAAACUCGCACGAUCACCGAACGAUUCGAUGACGAUACAUUCUAACGAAGAAAUGGAAACAUGGACAAUACGCAGGUCGUGUGAGAUGGACGCGUUCGCUGGAUCUCUCAGUAGUGCGCAUCAACUUUUGGAUUCCGCCUCGAGAUCUUUGGCUACGAGCACGCUCGUCGACUACGCGUGCGCCGCAUCGACACUCGCAUCGACGGCAUUCAUACUUUUUGACGCAGACGAUCGCCGAAUUUGUGACGUUAGCCUUGAGGAAUUUCUUGUGAGCGACCCAUAUGGACGAUUAUGCACGAUUCUAUCGAUGUUGAGUGAAAAGAAUAUGUCUCGGCUCAUGUCCGGUCCUGUCAGCGAAAUCCUCGCGCACGUUGGCGGUGCGUCAGAAGACGGUGUGGUUCUCGCGCGAGAGAUGAUUCAACGUUGGAUUUUACGAACAUCUGAGGACCGAAAUCUUGGGCUAGUAUCUCGCAUCAUUCGCUGGCUCUCUUCGUCGGUAGAAUCGAUCGAAUUGGUCGGUGGUCCCGAUGCGCUUGCCUCCGUCGUUGUCGAAGCUUCGCUAUCGCACGACGAUGGCGACGAAAAGUUGAUAGCAGAGUUGGCUGAUAUGCUCAGUGAUCUUCCUUCGCUCGUCGCUGAAGUACCAGUUGCGAAAAAAGCUAUCUCGCGUCUGAACGCGUGCAAAUUGAUGCAACAAAACGACGUGAGCGUUUCGCUGAAUGACAUCGUCAGCGCUGAGCGUGAUGAAUCCAAGGCUAUUAGUUUCGUGCGUACAUUCGUCGCAAACGUCGUCGCCAAAAACUCUUCUUUGCAGUGGUCGAGUCUGUGGUCAGAUCUACACGGAUUACAGUCGAGUGUGUUCCGUCGCUCGCUUUCACACGAUCAAGUCCUCGGUGAACUGCUGCGCGCACAACUGCGCGCAAAGGAUUGGACGCACGCAAAGCGACACGUUCCCGCGAAUGGCCCUGCGGGAGCCGUCGGUGCCCUUGUCGGUGGAUUAAAAGAGCUUGGAGGCGGCGUGUCUGCCGUUAUCUCGCCAUCCAUUGCGGAAGAUAUCGUUUGCUCGGUCGCUGAAGAAUUCCUCGCGCGGGCCGAACACGUUGACGACGAGGCGUCGCUCGCAGCCGAAAACUGUCUUCGUUUGAUGCCAACUCGAGACACAACGACAAAGAGGCUCAAUUUCAUCGCUGCGCUGCGUGUGCUUUCGAAGUACGAAGUUCGCCGCGCACCGAGCGCGAUAAACGCUGAAAGUGCUCUCGAGAUGGUGCUGGAGUGCGCGAAGAAGGACGACGCCGGAUGUCGCGCGCCCGACUUUUUACAAGAAAUCGCCGCCAAUCUUGGUGUAAGCGACGACGAAGCACGCAUGUCUAUAAUCCUCGCGACUGGAGUCAAAGCCCUUGACGUUGGCGACGUAGAAGCCGCUUACGCGACGGCAUCACGCCUCUGCAAGCGCAACUACGGGCCCGCUUGGAAACUGUGCGUCGACGUUGCGCGGGCCAUGCCAAUGGAUGACACCAAAAGGGUCGCGAAAGGGUCUUUACUAGCAUUUGCGCUGGUGCAUGCUGAUCAAGCUGUUCUCGCAACGCUCCUGGGCGAUUGGCAAGCGACGCAAACGCAUCAGAUACUGCACGCGUUCGCCGACGCGCACGCGGGCGAUGCAAGCGACGACGAUGUCGAGAGAUCCCUAUCGAAAGCCUGCGGGGAUAGUUGGAUUGGAACGGGCGUUCGGCCAGGAGUAAAGACUCUCGCGCGUCAUUCACACUUUGGUCGAGCUUUAGAAUUGAUUUUCAGCUCAUCCGACGAGAAGGCGAAAGAAGCUGCAAGUGCCGUCACGUACGCACUCGGCGUUCACGCGACGAACGUAUCGGACGAUGUUUUGGCGAAUGUCGCGCAGAACUCCAUAGAAUUAGCUUUAAAGAGUUGUCGAGCGAGAGAUUUUGGCUCUGAAACUCCACCACCGAUGAUGUGGUCCGCUAUGGGGGUUUUACUGACGAUGCGAGAUGCGGUGAAGGUUUCCUCCGUCGUCGACGAAGUCGCGAGCCGUAUUCACGACCGCGCGACACUCCAGACGAUUCUUCACUUCGGAACGUGCGUGCACGCGCUCCGAGCUCUUCGUCUGACGUGGGAUUCAAUUAAUUUGCCGAAACCCGUCACGGUUUCUUCGCUCGUUGAUUUGGUUGGGAAAAUUCAGUCUCCCGGUGACGAAAUUAUGGUUGACGUCGGGUUCGUGAAGCAGUUCAGAUCAAGCGUGGGCUCGGUCGUCGACGCCGAGUGGUUGUCGAAAAUGAUUCCAGAGAUCGAUGCCGGCGCAUUUGCUGCAGAUGGCGCGGAUUAUCGCAAGCGAGCCAUCAUGGCGCUCGCGGCUGGGAGUUCCGGUGCGCUAUCCGGUGCUGAGGCGCUCGACAACGCCUUGAGACUCGCGGAUGUGUACGGCGUUGAUUCGUCCGACGUCUACACCGCCCAUGCCGCACUUUUAGCGAGUGACAACGCCGAAGAGGUGCGUCGAGUCACUUCUCUUUUAAAAGAGAAGCUGCCCGCACAUCCGAAGAAGAGCGUGGAGACGCUCCAAACAUCUGUUUGGGAGACGUUGCCGAGGAGCGGAAAAGGCGCGCUAGAAUCGGCGCUAGCAUAUUUCGAAGUCAUGAGCGCUUGCGAGGAUGGCACGGCGAAAAAGUUGUGCGAGAUUUCAGAUGCGUUGAAGAGUCUUUCCGCUUCGUGCGUGAAUAUUGAUUUGCACGCGUUCGUUGACGGUAAAGGAGAUGCGCCGCCAGAUGCUGCGGACGCGAUGUUGAACGCAAUUCAGCGCGCCGUUGUCGCGAAUGGUCAAAGUGGAUUCCCACUCGAAACAGUUGAACGCAUCAUCGCCGCCGUUCAAAAGUUUCCGAGUGAAAUUUCAAACCUCACCGUUCCAGAGGACGUGUUCUUCACCGUCGCUCGUUCACUCCUGGCGCCGCCGCCGGGAGCGACGAGACCGAGCCCCGAUCACAGAUGGGACGCUCUAAAGUCCGUGGGACUCGAUCAUCUUGGUGAAAAGCAUCUUGUCACCAUAUUAAACGCCUUAAUUGGUGGCGGCGUGUCCACAACGAAGAUACAGAGGCCUCCAUCAUCGGUCCACAAAGAACUGAACACAUUCAGCGCUGAAAUCUCGUCCCGGACUCGCUUGAAAGCGGUGGAAGAAGUCUUGAGCGUCGUCGGCGACGCCGAAAAUCUCAGCGGCGUGCGCGCGGCGAGGGAUGACCUACGCCUCGUGAUUCGAGUGAUGGACGACAUUCCUGGACUUAAUUCGACACUUUUGAGACUGCUUGAAGAAUCUUUAAGCGAUCGAGAGAGUUUACAAGAAGUCGCUAAAUCUUGGGUUCAGAACUCGGCGACGUUUGGGCAGCUCUCCACGCUUGCGGCGACGCUUGAGUCCGAUUCCCCUGAACGGCGCGUAGACGUCCUCUUAGCCGUCUCGAGCGCUUUAAGCGACGCGUUUAUAAAUGUUUCCGAUGAAGCAUCGGAGCUUUUCAACAUUGUCCGGCAAACUCUCGGGGGAGGUUCUCCCAAGGAUGAGAAACUCGCCGAGGCGAGAUUGAGCGCCUUCACAAAGCUCGAAGGUUUCGUCGCCGUGGCGACGCCCGUAAUGCGAGGAAAAAUCCUGGAAAUUUUAUCCGACCUCGCGAGUGAAACUUGCACACUUUGGCCUGGUUGGCGCGCGUCUCAUCAAGGUCGAGGUAUCGUGAACGUCCUGCGUAUGCGCACGGGAGCGCUUCUCGCCCCCUUCGGACUCGAGUCGCCGACGGAAGAAUCUAUUCAAGACGUCCCCAAAAUGUGCGCGUAUUUCUCGAAUGAACUCGCGCACGGCGACGUAAAGGUUCCUUUUUCCGUGCUCGUAGAAGUUUUAACGCUCUGGGAAGAGCCACCGAAGAGAACGAGGAUAACUUUGAAGCCAUGUUGGAUGACUCUCUUGAAGCGAGGUUUGCGAGGCGAUGAAUGCGGCGAAUCCAUCGACAUCGUCGCCGCUCAAAUUUUCAGUAGCGGUGCAUCGACGACAAAGCGGUGGUUAUCGAACGAAGAUCUUAUGCAGCUUUUGGAUGAAGCGAAGCAAUCUUCCGAUUACGAUGAUUUACUCGUCGCCAAGUUGUCUUUUCUCCUCGGCGAACCGUUUCACGGCUCUCCGACGACUUGGGACGCCGAAGCGGUGGCGCUCGCGGUACACGCAGAACAAAUUCCGAAUACCUGUGCGGCUUCGGAAGACGUCUUUAAGACAUUUGUUGACUUGUCGUUCGAGCACGUGCGCGGACGGGACGUGCUUCUACCGCACAUGAUCGCCGCGUUAACGCGCGCCAAGAUGUACGAACGCGCGGCGUCUCUCGCGCUGCGAUUGACGACCGUGCAUCCGGUAUUCGCCGCCGAUUUCGAGAGUCGUUUAGCCAUCUUGCGCGAGCAAUUGUACUACCGCGCGCAGGCAAAGCGCGAUGGCGUUCAAACGAAGGAAGUGACGUCAGCCAUCGACCGCGUCUUGGUUAAGCUCGAGACGAGCCUUGCGGGCGCGUGCGCCAGCGCCAGCGGCGCGCUCGAGAUCGCGCUGUCGUGA